UAGCCGAGGUGCGUAGCCCACGCCCCACAGAGUCGUCAACCUGGCUGGGAGCAGCAGCCUCACGAUUGAUCACCAACAACACCAAAAGACUGAAACACCGUCCAGCCAGCGAGCAAAGGGGAAGAUGGCCAGCACCGGCGAGAUCUGGCUGCAGUGGUUCUCUUGCUGCUUCCAGCAGCAGCGCUCACCCUCCCGCCGUCCACACCAACGCCUGCGCAUCGACCGGUCCAUGAUCGGCAAUCCCACCAACUUCGUCCACACGGGACACAUUGGAUCAGCGGACGUGGAGCUGUCGGCCAACCGCCUCAACGCGAUCUCAACCCAGAUGCAGAGCAAGGGCGGCUACGAGACCAACUCGAUACACUCGCUGCAUGCUUGCUGAUGGAAGCCCCAAUCAUCUCGCAAUAUUCACGCUACAAAAUGCAUUUCGUGCAAUUUUUAC
Messenger RNA from Drosophila eugracilis, 442 nucleotides. RefSeq names its product CDC42 small effector protein homolog (gene Spec2). Gene Ontology annotation, molecular function: small GTPase binding. The transcript has 2 exons. The coding region runs from base 125 to 382 and encodes 85 amino acids. The record is from RefSeq and is a predicted model, not a curated record. Gene Ontology annotation, biological process: regulation of Rho protein signal transduction. NCBI's taxonomy places the organism in Eukaryota, Metazoa, Arthropoda, Insecta, Diptera, Drosophilidae. Gene Ontology annotation, cellular component: plasma membrane.